Rotaria sordida is the source of this 1113-nucleotide messenger RNA. Lineage: Eukaryota; Metazoa; Rotifera; Eurotatoria; Philodinida; Philodinidae. The record is from the annotation of a GenBank genome assembly.
AUGCAAUCUCAAGUUGAAAAUCAACGAUCAAUAUUACAUACAAAUUUGAUUAGUAUAGAUCGACCUGAUUCAUCACAGCUUGUUGAUCUUCAUGUUUAUAUAAUACCAAAAAAAGUUUGGAAAAAUCGUCAAAAUUUAGCCGAAAAUGAAGUAAUAAAGCACGCUAUAUCAGUAGGUUUUGUUCAUGUUCCCGAAAGUUUAACUAUUUAUGAACUUCGUCAAUAUAUCAAUAAUAUUUGUGGUGAAGAAGAUUAUUUUCCCAAAGAAUUUAGUUAUCUUCGAAGUGUUGGUCGAUGUUUAACUAAAGUUAAACAUCAUCAAGAAAAAGAAUUAAAAGUGAAAAAUUAUCGACCACCAACGACAUUCGCACCUGAAAUUUAUAUACUUGGAAAACAUCAUAAUGAUGAUCCAUCAAUAUUAGAAAAUAAAAAAGAUUAUUUAAUACGAGAAUUAACAAUGAGUGAAUCAUUAACGAAUUCACAAACUUGGAUAAAACCAAUGGAUGGACCAUCAUUACUUCAUCCAUUAUUUAAUCAUAAUUAUAUACAAGAAACUUCAACAGUUAUCCCAACAUUUUCAAAAAUCAAAAGACAUUCAACACGUUCAAAUGAAUCCAAUACACGAAAUUCAGCAAAAUUACGCGGCGAACAAGAACGUCUUUAUUUACUUCAAAAAGAAUUAGCUCGAAAACGUCAUGAACUAGAAGAACAACAUGAAAAAGAAAAAGCAGCUGUUAAAAUUCAAACUGCUUUUCGAAAUUAUCGUUAUCGACGUCAUACAAAACAACAACAACAGCAAGAAGUUGAGGCUAUUAAAUAUGAACGUUUACAAAAAGAAAGAAGAAAAUCAAUUUAUCGAACUAAUGACGCCGAAAAUAAAACACAUGAUGCGGUAAAACUUUUAAAACGUCUCAAAAUACUCAAAGCAAAACGUAUUGUAUUAGAAACCAAUCGUAGAAUAAUUGUUCAUCAAUUGAGUCAGUUACAUAGUGAAAUUACUAUUCGACGACGGGAAGAAACAGAUUUAUGGAGACAAAAAUAUUUUAUUGAAAAAAAUCAAAUAAAAAUAUUGGACAAACAAGAUCGCAUACCUUCAGUACAUAAUUAUUUAUGA